This is a messenger RNA of Oncorhynchus mykiss (rainbow trout), 4922 nucleotides long. Lineage: Eukaryota; Metazoa; Chordata; Actinopteri; Salmoniformes; Salmonidae. The record is from RefSeq and is a predicted model, not a curated record.
CUUGCGCAUUGAAGGAAAAUUAUGAAAACGCAGAGACGAAAAAUACAUUUGUUAUUGGUAAAAUUUGGGGGGAUUUUCUGUCUUCCCUUGGCAUUCAUGAAUACACCCCACUGCUAAAUAGCAUCUGCUGACUUAGCCUCUUCCUCUCUGCGACUAUGUUUGGUAAGAAAACACGUCUCCCAGAAUGCACUCGCUACAGUCCCGAAACGUCCACACACACAACAGUUCUUCAGCGCCUCCGUCGGAUGAGAGGAUCAAUUCUGCAGCACAGCGCCGUUACAAUUUGCAAUGGCUGCAGCUUUGUCCCGUGCUCUCAAAUUGCCUGGGAAGAAGGGCUCGGAGCUUGGAGAGUAUGACCCCCUCACUCAGGCCGACAGUGAGGACGAGAGCGAGGAGGACGACCUGGUCCUCAACUAUCCCCGCAAUGGCCUGGGGAGGGGCAACUGCAUGGGUACAGGUACCUCAGAGCUGAGAGGGAGCAGAACAGGGAGGCUCGUAGGGGAUGAAGAGGAGGCAGAGGAGGAAGAGGAGGAUGACGAUGAGUGGAGAGAACGGCUCCCUGGAAAAAAGAGGCAGGAGAGAGAGGAGAAGGGCAUGCAGUACUGGAGCCAGAGGGAGACAAACAGGGAUGAGGGAGUAGAGGAUGGAGGGGGGCUUGGGGCCUCUGGUGGCCCUGGAUUGGGUGUCAGUGCCAGUGCUGACCCGGACGGGAAGAAGGCUAAGGUGAGGGGAGCCAUCCGGGCAGCGUUUUUCCUGGUGCCUCUGGUCUGUGCCAUGCUGGUGGUGCUGCUGUGUGCCUUUCUGGUGCCUUGUCAGCAUGGGGAACUGGACAAACGGCCACAGUGGGAGAAAGAGCUGGGUGAUCAUGUGGGAGGUGUUACCCCACCUCCUCUUGCACUGUGGGAUGUUGACAAUGACUCAGUUGAGGAUGUGCUAAUAGGAGUCACUCAAAAGAGCAACAAUAGCCAUCUCUCCCGUUCUGUGGGGAACAACAAAGAGUACAGUGUGGUGGCCCUAUCUGCAUUCAGUGGUGAGGUGCUUUGGAGGAGGGUCCUCAGGGAUCCUGUGGAGUCCAUCCAGUGUGGGCUGCAGUACGAAGCCCAUCCAUCACCACUGCCAGCAGGGGGCGCUGCCCUCAGAGCCCUCCCCAACAGCGCCAUUCCCCUAUCUGCCCAGAGAGACAGAGCUAGCGGCCCCGUGUGUCUGCUCAUCGAGUCUGCACACCUCACUGCUGUCAACGGCACCACAGGGAAGAAGCUGUGGUCGGUAGCACCAGGGGAGAUCCAGUCCCAGGCAGUUUCCCUGCCAGAUCUCCAAGGUGACUCUGUUCCUGACUUGCUGAUUGCCACUUUACCUGCUGACCAGGUAUCUGACCUCUCACUGCUCCUGCUGUCUGGGCUGACUGGAGCUCUGCUUGGACAUCCCGUGACCUUCAACCUCACAACCUUUAAUGUCUCUGGAAAGCUGAUUGGUCCCCUGUUUCAUGAGACACAGCUGGGGGCAUAUUACAUUAUAUUUGGACUAGGCACUGUAGAGGCUGUAUCCCUGGGAGAUAUUUACACUCGGGCUACUGGAAAAACACCCAUAUCCCCUGGUCUGAGACUGAAGGACCCCGGCUGGGAGAAGCUUAGGAAAACCAACUCCUCCCUCAUACACAUCUCCAGUGGAACUGAGCAAGUGGAGUUCUUGGUCCCCCUAGUGGCUGGCUUGUGUAACAACCACAACAGCCUGGACUCCAUCUCCAACCUCAACUCUAGCCGCAGUGACUGGGUGCUGGUGUGUGGCAAGCUCUCCAGCAAGCUCUCUGUGCUGAGAGAGAAGGACGCACAGACAGAGUGGACUCUUACCUCUUCAGCCAUACACAGUCGUCCAGCACCAGGCCAAUUCAACGAUGAUGGAAUCCCAGAUCUCCUCAUACAGAAGUCUGGGGCCCCUAGAAUGAGAAAAGUUCAGGUGGUUGAUGGAGCCAGUGGGCGUAGUCUGUGGGAGACAGAGUUUAUUUGUCCACGCCUUGACCUGGAAGGUACCUCAAUCAUGACAUCUGGUCAAUCAGCUUUCCUUUUCUGGGCCGGUGACCCUGUCAGACCACCAAAGAACCUCACCAAGACAACUGUGGCACCAGGGGCGGUUCAAGCCAUGCCAGUCAUCCGAAAGCUCUACAUGUUACAUCCUGCAUAUCCCACAAUCCUCCUGGAGCUCGCCAGCACCACAGACACCAUUCUUACUGCUGCAGUGAGUUACCAGGAGCCGCAGAAGGAUGCCUCCUACAUUACUGUGUCCUCCCGGCCUACCUCUGGUCUGGGGCCAGGGUCUCGGGUGGUGAAGAGCACGAGCCUCAGGGCAGCAAUCACUGCUGGACAGAUUGUGAGGCUGGGAGAGAGUAGCACUGCAGGGGUACCAGUCAGACCUGGAGUAUUUGAGAUAAACAAGUUCUUCAGGCGUCUCACCUUCAAAAACCAUUAGGUAAAAAGUUGAGGGAACAAGAGGAGUUAUCAUUUGCUGGUUCUACGUGAUCCGAGGGAAACCACUGGCGGGACCAAACCUGUGGAAACCCCAUGAUACACACCAAGUGAAGGAGAUUUAUCUCAAGCUGUUUACAUUUCCACUUUUGUCCAAAGUACGAUUUUAAUUUCUAUUAUUACUCAUCUCACUUGCUGAAAAAUAUUUAUUUUGCUGUAUUUGUAUUAUAUGUGUAUAUAUUAUGAGUUAUUUAUUUAUGACCAGUCCUUUUAAUUUAAUAUUGAAUUUAAUAUAUCAUUGACUAUUUACCUUGUUUGGGGUGAAUGGAAAUCAAAAUAUGUAAGUAAGUACAUAGAAUAAACUUCUGGAGAUCAAGCACAAUGAUUUGAAAGGUAGGGGUGUAGGUGUAAGGUGUCCAUUGGCACCUCACUCGUUUAUUAUAUUUUUAAUCUACAGAAUGAGAGGCAAUUACCCAGUUCAUUCCUCCAAAUACAUUCAUUCCCCUCUCAUAUGCACUUUUUUGAAUUAGGUAAUUGAGGUCUGUGUUCAAGCAGAAUUACCCAGUUAUGUAAAGGGGGUCUGUACAUAUUUUGCCUGUGGGGUAUGUUGAGCCAUUUUUUACAUUCAGCAUCACUACAUCAAGAGAAAUACUGUAUUCGUUCCAACAUUGAUAUCUACAUAUAUUUCAGGAUGUUGUGUAUCCCUGAAAAUAAUCAGAAUUCAUGUAAACAUUUCAGUUUUGAAAACAGCUCAUAAAAAAAAAAAAAAAAGUGGCUUCUUGGCACAAUUUACCCUGGGUAUGCAUAAGGACAGGGUAGAUAGAUUGAGCUGCCUUGGGGUAAGUGGGUGCUGGUAGGUCAACGUUUCAUUCAUGGAAUGGGGGUGUGGUAUUUUGUGUAUCUGAAAUGUAUGUCUACAAUCAGAUAUAGAUCAGUCUAUUCAAUAUCAUUAACACUUCCAUUUCAUGACCAGUUGUCAGGGACAGGGAUGUCGUUUCGAUGUGCCAAUUCAUAGGCAAGUUCUCUGCAUGAGGCUACAUAGCCCAUAAAUGCAAAAAAUAUAUAAAUAAUUGUGUACUAAGCCCAUGAAACUGGUCUGCGAGAUUCUUGAUAUGUUUUGCAAGCUCAGACUGACAUCAGAUAAGACCUUGUGUGCCUCUGCUACUUGGUCACAUGAUUAAUGUUGUUGAAUGGUUUCUUAGAAACAAGGGGUGGCUAAUCUAACCUUAUGGCUCAAUUUACCCCACUCUCCCCUACAGUAUUUAUUGAUAAGCUACUUACUGAAAGGUUUACAUUUCUUUAAUCAAUAACUAUUGUAGUGAUGAUACAUUAUUACCGAGUGCCAUGUGUGGUAACUGUGCAUCUUAUUGCUAUUGGUACUUGUAAAUAUUAAUAUUGCUGAAAUACUAGAAAACAUUUACAGAUCACAUGAAUAAAUAAAUGUACUGCUGCAAUUCUUGCUGCUACAAAUGUAGUAUUUUAUAAUACAACUGUACUACGGAUUUAGCUCCGUUCGCAAUAAAUUAUCAUAAAAACACUGUUUGUUAAUUAAUCAUGAGAAAUAUUCGAGUAAAAGGAGGACGCAGGCUCAGGGGCGGUGCUUGGGUGCAUCCAAAAUGAUCUCCGCAUUGCUACGAGCGUCAAAGGCUUGGAAGAUGGCGUCGUUCUUGGUUCGUCAGGCCGGACUCUCGGUGUUGAAAAACAGUGUACCAACAUUUUCUGGGUUUUAUGCUAAUGGCUUCAGAGAGGCACUAUCUCAGUACCGAACAGUUGUGUACUCAGCAUCAGGUGGUAUUUUGCCAAAACCCAAGAAGACCUCAUUUGGCCUUUUCCGGAUUGCUGUGGUUGUGAUCCCCUUCCUGUACGUGGGAACUCUGAUCAGCAAGAACUUUGCUGCGCUGCUGGAAGAGCAUGACAUCUUCGUCCCUGAGGAUGAUGACGAUGAUGACUGAAUGGUCUGUAUUCUCCAAUAUAUAUGACCUGGAGCGUAAAUGUGUUGCCUCUCAGACAAUGGGAAGACUUGUGACAGCUGAAAAGACUUGAGGAUCUCAAACUCAACAAAGCCUUUCUGGUGCUUCUCUCACCAUCCAUUGUGAUGUGUGCCUGCCUGGAUACAGAGCUGUUUUAGAGAAGUGAUAGGACUAAUUGCUCCCUAGUAAUAACGUUUACAUGUACAGAUAAGUCUUACUAAAUAAAAUAAAUGGAUGUGCAAGAGGCAACCCUUGGAUCAGUUGAAGUUGAUUUUGAUUUAGCCAGUGAUAUCUACUACAUUUCUGGAAAUAUUUGUUCUGUUUUCAAUCAUUCUGGGGAUAUUGAUUUAUUUGGGAAGGCCUUAAAUCAGGUGACAGGCCUGCAUGUGUCCCUAUUUAUUUGGUUAUCUCGAACCUUUGGUGCUUUUUAUUCCAACCAGUUACAUUUGUUUUUGAUGAACUGAUCUAAUAAAGUCGACCUUUUUGUAAUGUC